AUGAUCACUUUCAUCACUUCACAUUUUCAUGCAAAAGAGGAAAUGAGAAAAUUAUUAUCAUCAAAAACUACCAUAUAUUUCUUCCUACUUAUUUCCAUUACCUUUGAACUUAUCAAAGGAAAUGAAAUUAACCAUCUUUUUUCAUUCAAAGCUUUACUAAAAGACCCAACUCAUUCCCUUUCAAAUUGGAAUCAUUCCCUUUCCAUUUGUAAUUGGAAUGGAAUUACUUGCUCACCCAAAAAACCCCAUGUCAUUAAAACAAACCUUUGUAGCAAAAACCUCUCUGGCCAGCUUUCUUAUUCGUUGUUUCUCCUUCCUUUUGUUGUGUUUAUUGAUCUUUCUAAAAAUCAACUUCAUGGGAAUAUACCACAAAAUCUAAGGUUGUUGAGUAAUUUAAGGCAUCUUGAUCUUGGUGGAAAUGGGUUUAGUGGGGUCAUUCCUGAGGAGUUAACGUUAUGCAAGAAGUUCGAAACCCUUGACCUUAGCCAUAAUCUACUUUCGGGCACUAUCCCUUCGAGUUUGGGACAGAUGCUGGCAUUUCUAGCCAACAAUUUGAGUGUCGUUGAAGGAAAUGCUCUGUGUAUUAGUGAUCACCUAUACCCUACAAGUGAGUUGCCACCAUGCCCAAGUGUUAAGGAGUUUACUACCCCUUGGUGGGGCCAAAUAGUAUCUCUAUUUGUUGUCAUAUUUGUUAUUUUGGUCAUUGUGGGUGUGCUCAUCAUCAUGGAAGGCCGAGGCAAAUAUGCUAAGGCAUACAAAGUGUACCCUCGUAAUUGUACUAGCUAA
This is a messenger RNA of Amaranthus tricolor (Joseph's coat), 786 nucleotides long. RefSeq names its product probable LRR receptor-like serine/threonine-protein kinase IRK. The coding region runs from base 1 to 786 and encodes 261 amino acids. The transcript has 2 exons. Gene Ontology annotation, molecular function: protein binding. The record is from RefSeq and is a predicted model, not a curated record. Lineage: Eukaryota; Viridiplantae; Streptophyta; Magnoliopsida; Caryophyllales; Amaranthaceae.